AUGAAAUAUUUACUCAGCGUUGCUGUUCUCGCCCUUUCAGCCAUUGUGGGCUCUCUUGCAGCUCCUCCACCCCCGCCGCUUGAUUGCAGUGUGGUCACUCCUGUCAAAAACGACGUAUGGGUAAUGGGAAAACCACAGACUGUAACCUGGAGUUGCAAGACUGCUGGCCCAUUAGAGAACCAGUCCAAUCAAUUGCUCAUGCAUAUUGAGCUUGGCACUGGAACGGCAGAUACGUUUGUCUACACAGACACACUCGACGCGGCGGCUAAACUUCGAGAAGUCAAAUUCACCUUUAUCCUCCUUACCAAAUAUACACCCGGAGAUUAUAUCCUCCGUCUGCGUUCCAAGAAAAAGGGUGACGUUGACCCGGUAACUGCUGAAGAGGCGAAUAAAUUCAAGUGGUCAUACUCUCCAAGUUUCAAAAUCGUCAGUGCUGGUGGAGCCCCAAACCCUGGACAGGUUACAACUGGCGGAAACAAUACUACAACAAAUAAUACUAGUAGCUCGACUGGUGGCGGCUCGACUGGUGGCAGCUCGACUGGUGGCAGCUCGACUGGUGGCGGUAGCUCGGCGAAUAAUUCUACAAAGGGCCCUACAGGAAGCGACAAAAAUACUGCUGGUAUCGUGAACGUUAACUUUGGUGUGUUCUUUACUACGAUCAUGGCAGCUUUUGUGGCGGCGGCUUUCUUCUAA
This is a messenger RNA of Paraglomus occultum, 693 nucleotides long. The record is from the annotation of a GenBank genome assembly. Lineage: Eukaryota; Fungi; Glomeromycota; Glomeromycetes; Paraglomerales; Paraglomeraceae.